AUGGCUGGCGUGAAGACUAGGAGAAAGGGGCCAGCUGCGAUGACCAGCGGGCGGGGCGCAUGGCAAAGAAAGGAAACACGAAAGACAUGUACACACAUGGAUGUGUCGUUGGACCAUGUUGUCGACGUCGGUCGAGCAGUACUCGUGCAGCUUCACAUGGUGGCCGGCCCGUUCCUCUGCAGCGGCGUCGUCAUCAUUGGCGUCAUCGGCCAUCGGCAUCGGGAGUUGCCCCGGGGCGGUCAGGGCGCGUCAGACGAAGAAGGGAAUCGACAUGCCGCCGUUGACAUCGAGCAGGAAGAUAGUGUUCCAAAAAUAGAGCAGGCAGCUUCCACUGCAGAGUCUGCCGUUGCAAGAACAACUCCUUCAAUAUUUGCUGCCGUGUCCAACACGACCUGCUGCUCUACUGAACAACUGCAUUACAUUGACCACGUCCAAAGACUCCUGCCAUGGGUCACUGCAAGAUCGAGACUCACCCCAAUAACGCACGAGCGCAACCGCUCAGUGACUUUUCUCAAGUAUCUACGUUCUGAUAUUGGCUUCAAGACGUAUUCCGAUGUGAGGCUUGCGGCCCUUUUCCUCGAACAUAGGCGAGUCUGGGAUAUCUUUGAUCAUAUCUCGACCUAUCGAAAAGGCACAGCGCUAGAUCGUACUGUGGCAAAAUCGCACGGCGCCGAAAAGCCAUCGAACGUUGUUCCAACUGUCGUUUUAGGUCUCGUCAUCGAUGAGAUUGUGCAGCAGAGCACCCCGCUUGGCAUAUUAAGCAAGGAGUGCCGCUGGAGUGAUGAUAGAACCGACUUGCGCAAUAUGAGCCUCGUCCAUCGUUCCUGGACAGAAGUUACACAGAAAGGACUGCGUCGACGGGCAAUCAUUCCGGAGAUGGCUAUUUAUUGGAUACCCUAUGACCAUGAUGAUAUCAACUCUGAUGAUCUGGAGCUAUUGGAGACGCUCCUUGCACGUACUCCGAAUGUUCGCUCUCUGGCAUUCAAUACGGCACUGACGUCGUAUCGUCUACUGUACGACGGCGAUUAUAAUCCAAACCUGAAGGUGCCAAAUUGCCUCGGUGCUAUAACAAAUGCGUUGCCGGAUCUCCGUCAUCUUUGGCUUAACCAUUUUCGCACUGGAAGUCAUAUCCGUCAUUCGGGACUCAAAGUCUGUGAUGCCUUGCAAUCGUUAUACGCUUUCGUCCCUAAGAUGCACGCAUUGGAGUUUUUAUCCGUACAAGGAUGGAUAGGCUCGGGGAUAGAAAGUUUAAACUGGAAUGAACACCUUCCUCGUUGA
Molecule: messenger RNA, 1278 nt
Organism: Fomitiporia mediterranea MF3/22
Lineage: Eukaryota; Fungi; Basidiomycota; Agaricomycetes; Hymenochaetales; Hymenochaetaceae
Exons: 5
Coding region: 1-1278 (425 amino acids)
Source: RefSeq, a predicted model, not a curated record